UGUCGGCGGCUACUCCCUCUCUCGCCCUCACUGUCGGCGGUCCCAGCUCCAGGCACGAUGUUCCCCGCGGCGCCCAGCAGCCGCUCCUUCCUCCGGCUCCCCCUGCUGCAGUUGCUGCUGCUGCUGCUGGUGCAGGCAGUGGGGAGGGGGCUGGGCCGUGCUAGCCCGGCCGGGGGCCCCCUGGAAGAUGUAGUCAUCGAAAGGUACCACAUCCCCAGGACCUGUCCCCGGGAAGUGCAGAUGGGGGAUUUUGUUCGCUACCACUACAACGGCACUUUCGAGGAUGGCAAGAAGUUUGACUCGAGCUAUGACCGAAGCACCUUAGUGGCCAUCGUGGUGGGCGUGGGGCGCCUCAUCACCGGCAUGGACCGAGGCCUCAUGGGCAUGUGUGUCAACGAGCGGCGACGCCUCAUUGUGCCUCCCCACCUGGGCUAUGGCAGCAUCGGUGUGGCGGGGCUCAUUCCUCCGGAUGCCACCCUGUACUUCGAUGUGGUCCUGCUGGAUGUGUGGAACAAGGCAGACACUGUGCAGGUGAGCACCCUGCUGCAGCCAGCGCACUGUCCCCGCACGGUCCAGGACAGUGACUUUGUCCGCUACCACUACAACGGCACGCUGCUGGAUGGCACCGCCUUUGACACCAGCUACAGUAGGGGUGGCACUUAUGACACCUACAUUGGCUCCGGCUGGCUGAUCAAGGGCAUGGAUCAGGGGCUGCUGGGCAUGUGUCCUGGAGAGAGAAGGAAGAUCAUCAUCCCUCCAUUCCUGGCCUAUGGCGAGAAAGGCUACGGGACUGUGAUCCCCCCACAGGCCUCCCUGGUCUUCCACGUGCUACUGGUUGAUGUCCACAAUCCGAAGGACACCAUCCAGCUGGAGACGCUGGAGCUUCCCCCUGGCUGCCUUCGGAGAGCUGUGGCUGGAGACUUCAUGCGUUACCACUACAACGGCUCACUGAUGGACGGCACCCUCUUUGAUUCCAGCUACUCCCGCAACCACACCUACAACACCUACGUGGGGCGGGGUUACAUCAUCCCCGGGAUGGACCAGGGGCUGCAGGGUGCCUGCAUGGGGGAGCACCGGAGGAUCACCAUCCCCCCCCACCUCGCCUAUGGGGAGAACGGGACCGGAGACAAGAUCCCUGGCUCCGCGGUGCUGAUUUUUGACGUCCACGUCGUUGACUUCCACAACCCUGAGGAUCCUGUGGAAAUCAAGAUACUGUCCCCGCCCCCGGAGACCUGCAACGAGACCGCCAAGUCUGGGGACUACGUUCGCUACCACUACAACUGCUCCCUGCUGGAUGGCACCAAGCUCUUCUCCUCCCACGACUACGGGGACCCCCAGGAGGCCACUCUGGGGGCCAACAAGGUGAUCGAAGGCCUGGACACGGGCCUGCAGGGCAUGUGUGUGGGGGAGAGGCGGCAGCUCGUGGUGCCCCCGCACCUGGCACACGGAGAGAGCGGAGCCCGGGGUGUCCCUGGGAGCGCAGUGCUGCUGUUUGAGGUGGAGCUGGUAUCUCGGGAGGAGGGGCUGCCCACAGGGUACCUGUUUGUGUGGCACGAGGACCCUCCCGCCAACCUGUUUGAAGGCCUGGACCUCAACAAGGAUGGCGAGGUGCCCCCGGAGGAGUUCUCCACCUUCAUCAAGGCCCAAGUCAGUGAGGGCAAAGGACGCCUCAUGCCUGGGCAGGACCCGGAGAAAACCAUCGCAGACAUGUUCCAGAACCAGGACCGUAACCAGGAUGGCAAGAUCACCGUCGAGGAGCUUAAACUGAAGUCGGACGAAGACCAGGAGCGCGUCCAUGAGGAGCUCUGAAGGGCAGGCGCCUGGGCCCAGAUGCAAAGGCCCACUUCUCGAGGGGGUGGGGGGACAGUGGGCGGUGGCGCUGACCUUCCCAGUCACCCUCCCCUGUGCCGGCAUGUGCUCUAGGAGCAUCUGAAAAGCGGUCAGAGAUGACUCUGGUCUUGCCACCAGCCCGAGUACAAUCCACAGCACAGACCUCUAUUCAGUUUUUCCCUUCCCAGCCCACAGCCCUCCCUUACACGUUUUUGGAGUCACAAAGCCAGUCGGUGAUUGGUGGAGUCUAGGGGUGGGAUGGGGCCACUGCCGGCCCCUGGCCCAUGACCCCCUCCGCGUCACCAGACGGUGAACAUGGCCGGCCGAGCCCAUCAUUUCUUUAUUUCCCCAAUCUUCCCUUUUAUCCGUACUUUUCUUUGCCAUCCCCAGGCAUCCCCUCCAGCCCCCAUUCCUGUGUCAAAGCGGCUCCCAGGAGCAUGAACCAGGACUCACCAGGCCCUCAGCCUUCCUCUCAGCUCUGGCUGGCUUCCAGGGAGGGCAGCCCCCCGACCUGCCCCAUCCCCCGUCACCUGUCCCCCCACACCUAUCCCAUCCCCCCUCGCUACAUCCAGUAGUGGCCGAAGGCCCCUGGGGUGCCGCAGUCAGGUCUGGGCUUGGCAUGGCCUUUCAUCCCUGAAGAGGGCUGCCUUCUCUAAGGGGCAGAGAACAGGAAGGAUACAAAGGAUCCUGGGAUGGGUCUCAGGGCUGGGAAAUCCUUGUUUCAGGAUGGAGUUAAACUCAGAAGAGGGGCUCGUGUGGGGUGGGCAGCGCUCUGCACACUCAGGGCUAAAUUGGUGUCAGAUCCCUUUCUCUCCUUUGUGCCAAAUAAAAGACUAAA
Hyaena hyaena (striped hyena) is the source of this 2668-nucleotide messenger RNA. It is a transcript of the gene FKBP10, whose product is annotated as FKBP prolyl isomerase 10. The coding region runs from base 58 to 1809 and encodes 583 amino acids. Lineage: Eukaryota; Metazoa; Chordata; Mammalia; Carnivora; Hyaenidae. Gene Ontology annotation, molecular function: calcium ion binding; peptidyl-prolyl cis-trans isomerase activity. The transcript is spliced from 10 exons. The record is from RefSeq and is a predicted model, not a curated record.